AUGCAGUCUCGGAGAAGGAAAUCAAGCAGUGCUGCCUUCACGGACGCCACCUGGGAUGAGAAUGUGGCGGUUGUGCAGGUGGCUGUUCGUGAAAAAGGCGUGAUUACCUUGGACGACCUGGAGGCAAUUCUAGGAAUUCUUGGCGGGUACAAAGGAUUCAAAAAGGAUUGUCCUGACGGGAAAUUAACGGAGCAGGGCUUCAUCAAAAUCUACAAGCAGUUCUUCCCGCAAGGGGAUCCGACCAAAUUCGCUUCGCUCGUGUUCAAAGUUUUCGAUGAGAACAAGGAUGGUUCGAUCGAAUUCGAGGAGUUCAUAAAAGCUUUAUCCGUGACGUCGAGAGGAAACAUCGAUGAAAAAUUGCACUGGGCUUUUCGAUUAUACGACGUGGACAACGACGGAUUCAUAACCAGGGAAGAGAUGUACAAUAUCGUCGACGCAAUAUAUCAGAUGGUGGAUGGUUCGAUCGAAUUCGAGGAGUUCAUAAAAGCUUUAUCCGUGACGUCGAGAGGAAACAUCGAUGAAAAAUUGCACUGGGCUUUUCGAUUAUACGACGUGGACAACGACGGAUUCAUAACCAGGGAAGAGAUGUACAAUAUCGUCGACGCAAUAUAUCAGAUGGUGGGUCAGCAGACGAGUCCCGAGGACGACAACACGCCGCAGAAGCGAGUGGACAAGAUCUUCGACCAGAUGGACAAGAACCACGACGAGAAGCUGACCAUGGAGGAGUUCCGCGACGGCAGUAAAGCCGACCCCCGCAUAGUGCAGGCGCUGUCGUUUGGCUGUGAUAUGUGAUCGGGAAAGGAAGGGCCAGGGAUCCGAUCCGAGAAACCCGACGAGGUGCGACGCGACAACAAAACUGCCCCUCGACCGAAGAGAAUAAAGAACCAAACAAAAACGAAACACACACACACAACAAAAAGAAAAAAGAGAAGAGAGAAAAAAGAAAGAAAAGGAAUCCGACUCCUUUCCGAAGACGUUUCUUAUAUUCGCCCCCGCGGAACCUGGUAUAAUAAUUCGGUAAAAAGAGAAAAGAAACCUGCUUAUUCCUUGAAUAUGCGGGGAAAGCAGCAAUUUUCGAGAGCGUAUAUGCGUCGCUAUAUAUUUUCUCCGCGCGUCGACACCCCUGAUAUGUGAGAGAGACCCCCAUCAGCAAACACACGUACUGUACUGUAAUGUGCUGUACUGUACUGUACAUGCAAUCCCUGAUACCCUUGCCUUAUUAUAAGCCAGAGACCAACCUCUUUAUCAGACGGAACCCUUUUAAAAAAUCAUGCAUUGACGGAGGUUUCAAGAGAGAAACAGAGCGAAUUUUCUUGUUUCGUCUCGGCGGACGUUGCUCAAGUCCAAGUUUCAUCUUCGUCGUCACCAUUCUUUGUCAGUCAGUCCAUUUCUUUCCAGCUUUUCUUUUCUUCGUCGACGUUUAUUUCCACAUUAUCCACUGUAUAGAGAAUUUCGCGAAUCCCGGUGCUUGUGGGAAUUAUGAUGGACUCGAAUCAUGUAUUCCUCGCUUCGCGCUCAAUAAGCUGCCGCUGGAAACAUUCCGCUCGUUGUUUUUGAGCUCUCCCAAUCCUUUCCUGUGAAUGCUUUUCAAGCAGAAAAAUGCAUUAUGCACACACAUCAUGUCAGUACAUUCCCAGGGUGUUCUAUAUAGAAACGAUCACAUUCGCGUCAAACCAGAGUGCUUUUUUUGUACGUGUGUUAAAACCCCGCGUGUGUCUUUCCACGAAGCGUGCUACUGUUGGCUUUUUCAUUUUUUGCGCGCAUGAAAACAAUCCUGGAUCAUACGAAGG
Molecule: messenger RNA, 1790 nt
Organism: Notodromas monacha
Lineage: Eukaryota; Metazoa; Arthropoda; Ostracoda; Podocopida; Cyprididae
Source: the annotation of a GenBank genome assembly